AUGCGCAAAUCUCGUUUCGCUCGUUCCCACAGCCUUUGUGGUACACCGUACACGCCGGCUCAAUAUCGCAAUCCGCCUCGCCUCGCCUUGCUUGGUUACCAACCUUCCGUACCUCUCCGCCACACCCCAUCUACCCUCCAACAACCACCUCAUCUCUGCUCUCGACCAUCGUCUGCCAGCCACUCGACCUUCUGCUCGGAUUCAUAUCAUCAGUCGAUUCGUUUCUACGACGUUCAUCUACAACCAGACCAACCCAUCAAACGCAACCAGUCUGCUGCUCGUUCUGCCUCGCCGAUUCACCGACUCAGCUUUCCGAUCCAUCGGCACACAGCCAGCGCGAUCUAG
Messenger RNA from Pseudozyma hubeiensis SY62, 345 nucleotides. RefSeq lists its product as hypothetical. The coding region runs from base 1 to 345 and encodes 114 amino acids. The record is from RefSeq and is a predicted model, not a curated record. The transcript has a single exon. Lineage: Eukaryota; Fungi; Basidiomycota; Ustilaginomycetes; Ustilaginales; Ustilaginaceae.